AAAUUUAACGAAGACAAACCUUGGAAGAAUCAUAGUGAUGCCUUUGUUGUAACAAAUCAAGAAAGAAAACGAUACGAAGGAUUAUGGGCGGCAAAUAAGGGAUUAUAUAUUGAUAUGAUGCACACCCAAAUCAAUCUGGAAGAUAAAAUUGAAUCUGAUGAUGGACUAUCUGCAGAAAAAGAUAUUGUUUCCAAUCUUUUUAAAUCUUCUCAUAUUGGUUUGCAUCUGCUUCCCAAUACUCACCCCUCCAGAUUGCUUCAUGGUCUAGUAGUGCGCAAUUUAUGGAGAAGAAGUGGACUACCUGAUUCAACAUUGAAGCAAAUAUGGGGGUUAGUCGACUUGAGAAAGGAUGGAACAUUAACCCGUGAUGAGUUUAUUGUGGGGAUGUGGCUUGUGGAUCAAUGUUUAUAUGGUAAAAAAUUGCCUAAAAAACUCAGUGAUGAGUUAUGGAAUAGUGUAACUAAAUUCGGAAUAUCCAUUAACAUACCA
Molecule: messenger RNA, 489 nt
Organism: Ascoidea rubescens DSM 1968
Lineage: Eukaryota; Fungi; Ascomycota; Saccharomycetes; Ascoideales; Ascoideaceae
Product: EH domain-containing protein
Exons: 1
Biological process (GO): actin cortical patch assembly; endosomal transport; endocytosis
Cellular component (GO): plasma membrane; cytoplasm; nucleus
Molecular function (GO): protein binding
Source: RefSeq, a predicted model, not a curated record